This is a messenger RNA of Nestor notabilis (Kea), 1488 nucleotides long. It is a transcript of the gene LPCAT1, whose product is annotated as lysophosphatidylcholine acyltransferase 1. The record is from RefSeq and is a predicted model, not a curated record. Bases 4 to 1461 code for a protein of 485 amino acids. The transcript has 13 exons. Gene Ontology annotation, molecular function: calcium ion binding. NCBI's taxonomy places the organism in Eukaryota, Metazoa, Chordata, Aves, Psittaciformes, Psittacidae.
UUCAUGACCCUGACUCUGUUUCCUAUCCGACUCUUUUUUGCUGCUUUUAUGAUGCUGCUGGCCUGGCCUUUUGCAUUCAUUGCUUCAAUGGGACCUGAUGAGCAAGAGCUUGAAAAGCCCCUCUCCUGGUGGCGAAAGAUAGUGGAUAUUUUGCUGAAAGCAAUCAUGAGAAUGAUGUGGCUUGCUGGUGGAUUCCACUGGAUAAAUGUAAAAGGCAGACGGGCGUUGCCAGGAGAAGCAGCAAUAUUAACUGUGGCUCCCCAUUCUUCCUACUUUGAUGCCAUUCCAGUAACUAUGACCUUCGCCUCCAUUGUGAUGAAAGCAGAAAGUAAAGAUAUUCCUGUUUGGGGAACUCUAAUCAGAUACAUCCGACCAGUGUUUGUGUCUCGGUCAGACCAGGAUUCUCGCAGGAAAACUGUUGAAGAAAUAAAGAGGCGUGCUCAGUCUGAUGGUAAAUGGCCACAGAUAAUGAUAUUCCCAGAGGGCACUUGCACAAACCGAUCCUGUCUAAUUACAUUCAAGCCUGGAGCAUUUAUUCCUGGAGUUCCUGUACAGCCAGUGGUUUUACGUUAUCCAAACAAACUGGAUACAAUCACAUGGACAUGGCAAGGGCCAGGAGCGUUAGAAAUUCUGUGGCUCACUUUGUGUCAGUUUCACAAUUCUGUGGAAAUUGAGUUUCUACCCGUGUAUAUUCCUUCAGAAGAAGAAAGAAAAAAUCCAGUGUUAUAUGCCAAUAACGUCAGACGUGUAAUGGCAGAGGCGUUGGGAGUUUCAGUGACAGACUAUACAUUUGAAGACUGUCAGUUAGCUUUGGCUGAAGGACAACUUCGUCUGCCUUCGGACACGUGUCUUUUAGAAUUUGCAAAACUUGUAAGAAGCCUUGGGCUGAAGCCAGAAACACUUGAAGAUGAUCUUGGUAAAUAUGCUGCAAGUGCCAUGAAAAUGAAAAAAGAAAAGAUUGAUCUUAAAGAAUUUUCAGCAUACUUGGAAUUUCCAGUUUCACACACAUUAGAAAGUAUGUUUGCACUUUUUGAUGAGAAUGAAGAAGGCAUAAUUGACGUUCGGGAAUUUGUCAUUGCUCUGUCAGUUGUCUGCAAGCCAUCCAAAACUCUGGAAACAAUUCAGUUGGCAUUUCAGCUGUACCAGUCAGAAAAUGGAACUAUAACAGAAGAGGAUUUAGCUUAUAUCCUGAAGACUGCCAUGGGUGUGUCACAGAUUAAUGUCACACAUCUUUUUAAAGCAGUAGAUGAAGAAGAGAAAGGAAAGAUUACGUACGAUGACUUCUACAGAUUUGCUGAAUUGCACCCACACUUUGCAGAAGACUAUCUCUAUGCUGAUCAGAUGGGAGCUGAGAGUGGCUUGGAGACUUCAUCUCUUUCUGUUCCUAAUGGUAUCUGUACUGACUUCAGCCCUGAUAGCACUGACGAUAAAAGCAAGCCCCUGCAGAAGAAACUGAAUUAACACUACAGCUGUUCCCUUCCUCUCCUG